Molecule: messenger RNA, 1159 nt
Organism: Carica papaya (papaya)
Lineage: Eukaryota; Viridiplantae; Streptophyta; Magnoliopsida; Brassicales; Caricaceae
Product: transmembrane protein, putative (Protein of unknown function, DUF599)
Source: RefSeq, a predicted model, not a curated record
UCAUUCCAUCCAAUUCAAAUUAAAAUUUCUACUUUCAUACAAGAUUUUAUAUAUAUAUAUAUAUAUAUAGAGAGAGAGAGAGAGAGAGAGAGAGAAAGAGAGAAACUUGGGGGAGAAAAUAAUGGAGUGGAAGAAAUGUUACUUGGACGUAAUAUUGGUGCCCCUGGGGAUUUUAAUGACAAUUUCUUACCAUGUUUACCUAUGGCACCAAGUCCGUACUAAUCCCCUCACCACCAUCAUCGGCACCAACUCCACCGGCCGACGAUUUUGGGUCUCCGCCAUCAUGAAGGAUAACGACAAGAAAAACAUCCUGGCCGUCCAAACACUUCGAAACACCAUCAUGGGAUCUACGCUAAUGGCCACCACUUCCAUCCUCCUCUGCGCCGGUCUAGCGGCCGUCAUCAGCAGCACAUACAGCGUGAAGAAGCCACUAAACGACACCGUUUACGGCGGCCACGGGGAGUUCAUGGUGGCCCUAAAAUACGUAACCAUACUCACCAUAUUCCUCUUCUCAUUCUUCUGCCACUCGCUCUCCAUCCGCUUCAUAAACCAAGUCAACAUCCUGGUCAACACGCCGCAAGACCUGCUGUCGGUUCUGACGGAGGAGUACGUGUCGGAGUUGCUGGAAAGAGGAUUUGUGCUGAACACGGUGGGGAACCGCCUGUUCUACGCAGCUCUGCCGUUGCUGCUCUGGAUAUUUGGACCAGUGCUGGUUUUCUUGUGCUCGGCGACAAUGGUGCCGGUUCUCUACAACCUGGACUUUGUAUUUAGAGGUGGAGCAAAGGGGAAGGUGGAGUCCAGUCGGUCGGACCAAAGUGGGGACCACCAUUUUGGGUCUGUUUAGUUUUUUUUUUUUUAAUAAGAAUGCAUUUUGUAAAACCAUGAUACACUAGUUAUCAUCGUGUAUAUAUGUAUAUGCGCAUGCAUUAUGUGUUAUGUGUAUUAUGCAUCACUCCGGCAGUGAAGGUUGAUUAAUUUGCGUCGUGGCCAUUAAAUAUCUUAUGCAUGCGUAGAGUGGGUGUGUCAUUUGGCACUACCGGCAACUUUUUGCCGGCAGGUUGUAUCGUGUAAUUGGAUGUGCAGUAUGUUGCUGGUGGCUACUUUGUCUUUUCCACCAAAUUAAUUAUGUAAUUAGUCCAAUAAAAUCUAAGAUUAAUGA